CAUUUCAAUAAAAAUGCAAUGCAGUCAAAUGUCUCAUAAGUCAUAACAUGUGUCCGUAAUUUCCUUAAAACCAAAAUUUAAGCCCAAAAUUUUAACAGUUUUUCUCCAAUUUUCCCUAAUUUAUAUUGUAUCAUGUUAUAAGAAAAAGAAUAUACAAUGAGUAUUUAUCAUGACGAAGUUGAAAUUGAAGACUUUGAAUAUGACGAAGAAGAGGAAAUGUAUUACUACCCUUGUCCCUGUGGCGAUAGAUUUCAAAUUUCUAAGGACGAAUUAAUUGAGGGAGAAGAAGUAGCUACAUGCCCCAGUUGUUCUCUUAUUGUGAAAGUCAUUUAUGAUCCUGAAAUGUUUAAAGCGGAAGACGAUGAAGAACAACUUCACAAUAAGCUGAAAGACUUGAGCUUGGAAAAGAACUAAACGGGGGAAUGCAAUACUGCUGAUGAGAAACAAGGGAAUACAAAAAUGAAUUUGCAAAGUGCGGAAUUGAAGCUACAAUUACAAUAAUUCGUAAAAUCCGUUCGCUUGGUGCAAAGAGGGGGUAUUCGAUAUCCCAAAUAAUUAUUGUUUAAUGGCUUAUUCAUUUACCUAUUAGUCAUGCUUAGUGGCAUCGCACUUUGUAAUAUAGGCGGAGUUUAUAGAUUUGAAAAAAAAAAAAAAAUAAAUAAAAAAAAAAAUAGGUAUUUAGUUUUUGUUUGGUGUUUUCUUUCCUUUUUUAUAUAAAAUCUCUAGCCUAGCUAGAUUUAAUUUACGUUCAAAAAUGUACAAAUGGACAACGAAGUGUGUGUGUGUGUUAUGUGAGAUUAUUACAUUGAGUACUUUGUUGUAUGUUUCUUUUUUGUUUCAAGAUUCGCGAGAAGUUUUUUUUAUUUUUUUGUUCUUUUUAUUUCAGUUAAGAAGAAUAAAACAUACAUACACGGAGUUUAAAAAUGUUUAAUUCGGGUGUUGUUCCCGAAGGAACUAUGGAUGGGAUAUACUUUUGUAUUCUAAGUAAAUUGAUACCCGUGGCGGAUGAUGCACUACUGUUCUAACCAAGAACCUGUUGCUGUGUUUGGAGAUUUCAACUGUGAAAUAAAAAAAAUAUUAAUAAUUUUCUUCUAAA
Molecule: messenger RNA, 1096 nt
Organism: Episyrphus balteatus (marmalade hoverfly)
Lineage: Eukaryota; Metazoa; Arthropoda; Insecta; Diptera; Syrphidae
Gene: Dph3
Product: diphthamide biosynthesis protein 3
Exons: 4
Coding region: 157-414 (85 amino acids)
Biological process (GO): protein histidyl modification to diphthamide
Molecular function (GO): metal ion binding
Source: RefSeq, a predicted model, not a curated record